Messenger RNA from Rotaria sp. Silwood1, 309 nucleotides. The record is from the annotation of a GenBank genome assembly. NCBI's taxonomy places the organism in Eukaryota, Metazoa, Rotifera, Eurotatoria, Philodinida, Philodinidae.
AUGAAUUAUUUAUUAUUCAUUUCGUGUCUGUUUGCGGUUUGUUUGGCUGCCACUUAUGGUCAAUUCUUUUCAACUGGUCGUCACACAGCAACAACACGUCGUCCAACUGGUACAACUGCAAGUAGUGCAUUAUCAUGUGUUUGUUCAUGUUGUGCUGGUUUUCGUUGUAAACCAGCUUUUAUUCGAUCAUUUGUUGAUACAACAUGCACAAACAAAGCAUGUAAAGACAAAUGUAAAGUAUUCGAACCAAAACAUUGUGAUCAUACACUUCUGGGUACCAAUGAUGCUUAUUGUACUGUUUUACCCUAA